AUGAAAGCUAUAGAAAGGAUUUCGGCAAGGUGAUUUUCUGUAAUAAAAGACUCGAGCAACGAAAUUAUUAUUUAUUGUGAUGAAAAUAAUAAUAAAAUAGGAGAAUGCACAAGAAAAUAUAUGAGGGAUCAUCGAUUAAGGUUCAGAAAAUCAUUUGUGUUUGUAAGAAACAAAGAGUAAAAAUAAUAUAGAAACCUAUUUUAUGUCCAAAAAAGAGUAAAAUCUGCUUUUGUUUAUCCUGAAUUUUAUGAUCCAGCUCCAGGUGGAGUUGUUUUGGCUUCUGAUAAUAAUGAUGAGUACUGUGCGAAAAGAGAAUUAGAGGAAGAAAUGGGGAUGAAAAUUGAUAAAGUUGGCUUUUUAAUGAAUUUUCUCUAUAAAGGUCAAUGGGGCUCCUUACAAAAUGACAGUGUUUUUUGACAGUGUACAUUUCAACGAAGUGUAUUUGGUAGAAAAUUUUUAAAUAGUGUGACAUUUGGUCGAAAUUUAACGGGGUUUUUCAGUCAAAUGUCCAGCAUAAAAAAGUUUAAAUAUUUCUUAGACCAAAUGUACUUUGGCGAAAAGUACACUAUCAAAAAGUGAAUAAUCAUUGGACCUGCACCCAGUCAAUGGGAGUAUUGAUGUGCAACAUUUUCUGCCCAGUGAGACCAGCCGAUUAUAUUAGAUCCUGAUGAGGUUGAUAGUGUCGAAAUAAUGAGCCUCGAAGAAAUUUUAAGAAGGGAAAAAACUGAAAAAUUUACUCCAGAUAGCAUGAAACUUUUGCAUGAGCUAAUCAAAAGAAAUUUAAUUCAGGAAUAA
Molecule: messenger RNA, 795 nt
Organism: Blepharisma stoltei
Lineage: Eukaryota; Ciliophora; Heterotrichea; Heterotrichida; Blepharismidae
Source: the annotation of a GenBank genome assembly